CCGAAAGCUGGAUCACAGUGGUAGAAGAGACGACUGGAUACAGUUCAUUAAAUAAGGGAGCACUGAGUGGAGAGCAUGGCUCUUUCCAAGAAUCGAGCCACAGACGGCAAGAUCACUUACCCCCCAGGGGUGAAGGAGAUCUCCGAUAAAAUAUCAAAGGAGGAGAUGGUUCGGCGACUCAAGAUGGUGGUAAAGACCUUCAUGGACAUGGACCAGGACUCAGAAGAGGAGAAGGAGCUGUACCUAAAUCUGGCACUUCAUUUGGCCUCAGACUUCUUCCUCAAACACCCAGACAAAGACGUCAGGCUACUGGUGGCCUGUUGUCUUGCUGACAUCUUCCGGAUCUACGCCCCAGAGGCACCUUACACCUCCCCCGAUAAACUGAAGGAUAUAUUUAUGUUCAUAACCAGACAGCUGAAAGGCCUGGAGGACACAAAGAGUGCCCAGUUUAAUCGAUACUUCUACCUGUUGGAGAACAUUGCCUGGGUCAAGUCCUACAACAUCUGCUUUGAACUGGAGGACAGUAAUGAGAUCUUCACCCAGCUCUACAGAACUCUCUUCCAAGUCAUCAAUAAUGGACAUAACCAGAAGGUGCAUAUGCAUAUGGUAGACCUGAUGAGCUCUAUCGUGUGUGAGGGAGACUCAGUCUCACAGGAGCUACUGGACACAGUGUUGGUCAACCUGGUCCCAGCACACAAGAACCUGAAUAAGCAGGCGUAUGACCUGGCCAAGGCCUUACUGAAGAGAACUGCUCAGGCCAUAGAGCCCUACAUAACCAAUUUUUUUAACCAGGUGUUGAUGCUGGGGAAGACAUCGGUAAGUGACCUCUCGGAGCACGUCUUUGACCUCAUCCUGGAACUUUACAACAUCGACAGUCACCUCCUGCUGUCCGUACUGCCCCAGCUGGAGUUCAAACUCAAGAGUAACGACAAUGACGAGCGCUUGCAGGUGGUGAAACUCUUGGCCAAGAUGUUUGGAGCGAAGGAUUCAGAGCUGGCUUCUCAGAAUAAGCCACUGUGGCAGUGUUUCCUCGGCAGGUUCAAUGACAUUCAUGUACCCAUUCGACUGGAGUGUGUGAAGUUUGCUAGCCACUGUCUGAUGAACCAUCCUGAUCUAGCGAAAGACCUGACAGAGUAUCUGAAGGUGAGGUCACAUGACCCUGAGGAGGCCAUCCGACACGACGUGAUCGUGUCCAUCGUGACCGCCUCCAAAAAGGACCUGUCUCUGGUCAAUGACCACCUGCUCAACUUUGUCAGGGAGAGGACACUGGACAAACGGUGGAGGGUGCGCAAGGAAGCCAUGAUGGGCCUGGCUCAGAUCUAUAAGAAAUACUCUCUGCAAGCAGAAGCCGGGAAGGAAGCUGCCAAGCAGAUCUCCUGGAUUAAAGACAAACUCCUACACAUUUACUAUCAGAACAGCAUAGAUGACAGGCUGCUGGUGGAGCGGAUCUUCGCCCAGUACAUGGUUCCUCACAACCUGGAGACCACUGAGAGAAUGAAAUGUCUCUACUACCUGUACGCCACACUGGACCUCAACGCAGUGAAAGCCCUGAAUGAAAUGUGGAAAUGCCAGAACAUGCUCAGACAUCAUGUUAAAGAUCUCCUGGACCUUGUCAGACAGCCAAAAUCUGAAUCAUACAACAAGGCAGUGUUCUCAAAGGUCAUGGUUAUUACACGAAACCUCCCUGAUCCUGGCAAAGCCCAGGACUUUGUGAAGAAACUGGCGCAGGUCCUGGAGGAGGACGAGAAGAUCCGUAAGCAGCUGGAGACCCUAGUCAGCCCCAGCUGCUCCUGUAAACAGGCUGAGAGCUGCGUGAGAGACAUCACAAAAAAGCUGAGUAGCCCCAAACAGCCAAGUAACCCCUUUCUGGAAAUGGUGAAGUUCCUGCUGGAGCGGAUUGCCCCCGUUCACAUCGACACAGAAUCCAUCAGUGCCCUGAUCAAACAGGUCAACAAGUCCAUAGAAGGCACGGCUGAUGAUGAGGAUGAAGGUGUGCCAACAGAGCAGGCUAUCAGAGCCGGCCUGGAACUGCUCAAGGUUCUGUCGUUCACUCACCCCGUGUCCUUCCACUCGGCCGAGACCUUUGAGUCUCUUUUGGGCUGUCUGAAGAUGGAUGACGAGAAGGUGGCAGAAGCUGCUCUGCAGAUUUUCAAAAACACUGGUGGAAAACUGGAGGAGAGUUUCCCACACAUCAAAUCAGUUCUGUUGCCAGUACUGCAGCACAAGGCAAAGAAGGGUCCUCCUCGCCAGGCCAAGUAUGCCAUCCACUGCAUCCAUGCCAUGUUCUCCAACAGAGACACGCACUUUGCCCAGAUCUUUGAGCCCCUGCAUAAGAGCCUGGACACAGAAAACCUGGAUCAGCUCAUCACUCCCCUCACUACCAUCGGUCAUCUGGCCAUGCUGGCCCCAGAUCAGUUCGCUGGGCCACUGAAGUCACUGGUGGCCAACUUCAUCGUCAAGGACUUGAUCAUGAAUGACAGGAUUCCUGGCAAGAAAACCACCAAGCUAUGGGUUCCAGAUGACGAAGUUUCUCCAGAAACGCUGGCUAAGAUCCAAAGCAUUAAGCUGAUGGUGAGAUGGCUGCUGGGAGUGAAGAAUAACCAGAGUAAAUCAGGCACCUCCACGCUGAAAAUGCUCACUGCCAUCCUCAACAGUGACGGAGACCUGACGGAGCAGGGCAAGAUGGGGAAACCGGACAUGUCUCGGCUGCGUCUAGCGGCAGGAUGUGCCAUUCUGAGGUUGGCACAGGAGCCUUGUUACCAUGAGAUCAUUACACUGGAGCAGUACCAGCUCUGUGCCCUCGUCAUAAACGAUGAGUGUUACCAGGUGCGGCAGGCCUUUGCUCAGAAGCUGCAUAAGGGGCUUUGUCGUUUGCGGCUGCCACUGGAGUACCUGGCCAUCUUCGCCCUAUGCGCCAAAGACCCGGUCAAAGAGCGCCGUGCACACGCCCGUCAGUGCCUGGUCAAAAACAUCAACCUGCGCAGGGAGUACCUGAAACAGCAUGCCGCUGUCAGUGAAAAACUGAUCUCUCUCCUGCCGGAGUAUGUGGUUCCGUACACGAUCCACCUGUUGGCCCACGAUCCCGACUACGUCAAAGUCCAGGACAUAGAACAGCUCAAAGACAUCAAAGAAGCACUAUGGUUCAUUCUGGAAAUCCUCAUGGCAAAAAAUGAGAACAACAGUCAUGCGUUCAUCAGGAAAAUGGUGGAGAACAUUAAACAGACUAAAGAUAACCAGUGUCCGGAUGAUCCCAAGAUGAACGAGAAACUGUACACUGUGUGUGAUGUGGCUAUGAACAUCAUCAUCUCCAAGAGCACCACGUACAGCCUGGAGUCGCCAAAAGACCCCGUUCUACCUUCACGCUUUUUCACCAGUCCUGACAAGAAUUUCAGUAACACAAAGAAUUAUCUCCCGCCUGAGAUGAAGUCAUUCUUUACCCCAGGAAAGCCGAGAGCAGCCAACGUGCUGGGUGCGGUGAAUAAGCCCUUGUCGGCCACGGGGAAACUGCAGACCAAACUCUCCCGCAUGGAGACCCUAAGCAACGCCAGCAGCAACUCCAACCCCAGCUCCCCUGGCCGCAGCAAAACCAGGCUAGACUCAGCUGAGGUGGACCACAGGGAAAAUGAAGACAUCUCCAUGAAAAGCUCGUCAGAUGGAGACAAACCAGGCAGGGGGCGCAAGCGAGCAGCAGCCUCCAGCCAGGAUGACAAAGCCCAAGAGUCCAAGCCCAAACGGGGGCGCAAGAAAGCAGCCAACAGCAGCGUGGAGGAGUCAGAGGAGACGUGGGCUGAGGACAGCAGCCAGGCCGAGACCACCAUGGAGACGGAGGACGAACAGAACAGCCCUCCCAAGAAGGGACGUCGAGGACGCCCCCCCAAAUCGGCCGCGGCCAAAGAGGAGACCCCCAGCAAAGGCCGACGGGGUCGCAGGAAGGCAGCGCCUGCCCCUGAAGAGGACGCAGAGGAAGAGCAGGAGGAAGAGGAGGAGGAGGAUGAUGGAGGAAGCGAGAACAUGGAAGUGAAGGCCAAAGCUGGUAGGCCAGGCAGAGGCCGUAAGCCAAGAGCAGAAGCAUCGGAGACCAACGAUGAGUCGGCUGAGUCCACCCCACAGAAGAGAAGAGGACGGCCGCCAAAGGCACAGCAGCAGGCAAAGAAGACUGGAGCGGGACGACCCAGAGUGGCAGCCCCCCAAGAGGAGGAGUCUGAGGACGAGAUGGAAACGUCCCAGGCAGAUGAAGAUGAGGAGGGAGAGGAAGAGCAGGAAGAGAGCCAGCAGAGUUCACCCAAAGCCCGACGGAAGUCCGGCCGGAGAGAGAGAAGAUGAGUGGGGUGCGAGGCCCGACAGCGGAAGAGAUUGAAGCCAGUCCUCAGAGAAACUUUUGCAGAGCUGAGAGGAAAGAGUUGGAGGAGUCCGGACUUUUUUUUUCUGGAGCCAUUGCAUCCGCUUCAGCUGUAUUUUGCCGUCAUUUCUGUCGUACGCUUCUGCUACACCAUCCACCAUGAACGUGUGGUUUGUUUCACAUUGUUAUGUACGCUGACCAUGUGGAAGAUAGUAACCCAUGAAAAAGUAAUGUAAAUAGACUUUUUUCAGUUUUGUUUUGUUUUUGUUUUUUUGUCAUCCCCCCCCCCCCAAAAAAAGGUUAGGGAGGCAAACUGUAUAGCUUUUAUCUUCCAGCUUUAAGAUAUUGCACCAGCUAAUCUGUCCAAGUUUAAAAAAAAAAACCCUCUUAAGACAACUUUUAGCAGUACUGUUUCUGUCCAGUGUUUUUCCUGUAUCAUUCAGUAAUGUGCAACAUGAAAAAAGAAUAACUGUUUUUGUAGUUCUUCUUUUUUUUUUAUUUGUUUGUCUUUUUAUCCUUUCCUUUUUAACCCUCUCAUAUGUGUCAUUCUUGUGUGCAUAUUAUCGUGCAUGUGCAGAUGUGCCUCUGUCAGAGAAAAGGAAACAAACACUGGUCUGAGGAGAAAAAAAUCACCUAUUUGUUACACUUUACAGUUCAGUGUUGAUUUUAUCAGUGUUUGGAAAGGAGAGAGAGUAUGGUACAUGGAAAAAGCAUUU
Chanos chanos (milkfish) is the source of this 5055-nucleotide messenger RNA. It is a transcript of the gene pds5b, whose product is annotated as PDS5 cohesin associated factor B. The record is from RefSeq and is a predicted model, not a curated record. Gene Ontology annotation, biological process: DNA repair; mitotic sister chromatid cohesion. NCBI's taxonomy places the organism in Eukaryota, Metazoa, Chordata, Actinopteri, Gonorynchiformes, Chanidae. Gene Ontology annotation, cellular component: nucleus; chromatin. The transcript has 34 exons. The coding region runs from base 76 to 4323 and encodes 1415 amino acids. Gene Ontology annotation, molecular function: DNA binding.